Molecule: messenger RNA, 1473 nt
Organism: Mangifera indica (mango)
Lineage: Eukaryota; Viridiplantae; Streptophyta; Magnoliopsida; Sapindales; Anacardiaceae
Product: zinc finger transcription factor YY1
Exons: 6
Coding region: 188-1297 (369 amino acids)
Biological process (GO): regulation of transcription by RNA polymerase II
Cellular component (GO): transcription regulator complex; PcG protein complex
Molecular function (GO): DNA-binding transcription factor activity, RNA polymerase II-specific; RNA polymerase II cis-regulatory region sequence-specific DNA binding
Source: RefSeq, a predicted model, not a curated record
GAACUAAUACCGAACAGUCGCGUAAUAGUUGAACAGCUUCUCUCUGAGCUCGACAUGAACAGUUUCGCUUAAAAGUCUCUAAGCUUUUUUUCUUUCCAAAUUCUCUCUUUCUUCAAACCCUAAUUCCAAACCCUACUCUAAAGAAAUCUACGUCUUUAAUUCAAGAAACUAAUAAAAUUGCAGAGCAAUGGACGCUCAAUACACUCACAGUUUCUUCGAACGACGCCCCAUUCUCAAAUCCAAAGCUCCCGCUGUUAAAUGGUAUAAAGAAUGGGUGCCCCAAGAUGUUGUGGCCACUGGUGGGAAGUGCCAGCUUUAUAGAUGGGUAAAUGAGAACACUUUAAGGGCCUUGAAAGAGAAGGCAAAGGAUCCAGAGGCUCCAGAGCCAGAACCAGAACCUACAACUGAAGUUCUAUUCCUUUGCAGCUAUGAAGGCUGUGGCAAGACCUUCAUUGAUGCUGGUGCAUUGAGAAAGCAUUCACACAUCCAUGGGGAGAGACAAUAUAUUUGUCACUAUGAGAAUUGUGGAAAGAAAUUUUUGGAUAGUUCAAAAUUGAAAAGACACUUUCUCAUUCAUACAGGAGAAAGAGACUUUGUUUGCCCUCAUGAAGGUUGUGGUAAGGCAUUCUCCUUGGAUUUCAACCUGAGGUCACACAUGAAAACACAUUCACAAGAAAAUUAUCAUAUCUGUCCAUACCCAGAUUGUGGAAAGAGAUAUGCUCAUGAAUACAAGUUAAAGAAUCACAUUUCAUCUCACCAUGAAAAGAAUGGGGCAGUGGAUGCCCCGAAAUAUGCUACACCUCCUGAGAGGAUAACAAAAACUCCCAAGAUUUCUGCGGCAGUUUAUGGCUCUGCAUCAUCUGACCGCCCUUACGCUUGUCCUUAUGAAGGGUGUGAGAAGGCUUACAUCCAUGAAUACAAGCUUAAACUCCAUUUAAAGAGAGAGCAUCCUGGCCAUGCAUUGGAUGAGAAUGCUGCGCAUAAUGCUGAUAAUGAAAUGGAUGAAGCUAGUGAUCAAGAUGCCUAUACUGGAAAGCGUGGGAGCAGCAAAGCUCAGAAACAAAGCCGGGCAAAACCAAACCUGAAGAUGCCUCCUUCGAAGAUCACACGGCGCAAAGGUUCAAGUCCAUCUCCUGCAACUUUGAGUGUUGUGAGAAAGUCAUGGCCUAUUAAAGAAGAAACUUUUGAGGAAGAAGAUAGUGAAGAAACCGAAGAAGACCGUGAUAAUGUUGAGGAUGGCUAUAGAUACGGCCAAACUAAUGAAGAUGACGAUGAGGAGACUGAAGAGGAAGAUUGAAGAUAUUUUCCUGCACCUUGGCAAAGUAGUUCUGUAUGUAACUCUGAUAAACAAAUUAUCCCUAGUCUUUUCUUUUUAGCUUUUUAUCAGUAGUCCAAGUCACCUACCCAUUUUCUGAUUGAAUACAAGUAAACCUCUAAGCUCUAAUAAUAUUGUAAUGUAUUAUUCUUUCUCCA